Ectocarpus siliculosus is the source of this 2172-nucleotide messenger RNA. NCBI's taxonomy places the organism in Eukaryota, Phaeophyceae, Ectocarpales, Ectocarpaceae. The record is from the annotation of a GenBank genome assembly.
AUGGCGUAUCAGGCCGGAGAUAAAGAGUCCGGCGGAGACACGCGUUUCCUCAACAUGAACCGUGAGGUUACUGGCCUUGCAGCGGGGCGCCUGGAAGAGUCCGCCGGCAGGGACAUGCUGUUGGUAGGCUCACAGACAAACCUUCUAGCACACGACGUGGAGAACAACGCAGACAUCUACUACAAGGAUGUAGCCGAUGGAGUGAGCGCGGUGCUGCUUGGGUGCCUGCCUCCCUCACAGCAACCACUGGCCCUGGUUGGUGGCAACUGCUCAGUACAAGGUUUUGACGCCACGGGCACGGAGAGGUUCUGGACGGUUACCGGUGACAAAGUUUCUUCGAUGACGAUGGUGGACGCUAACGGGGAUGGGCAACGAAAGCUUCUUGUCGGAAGCGAUGACUUCGAGGUGCGAGUGUUCCGCCGAGAGGAAGUGCUGAGUGAAAUCACUGAGGCGGAGAGGGUGACCCACCUCCAAUCCUUGGACGAACGAAGACGGGGGUUGGAGACGACGGGCGAGAAGCCGGAGAACACUAUGUGGGCCUACGGGUUGGCGAACGGUACCGUCGGCUUGUACAACAAGAGCAGGCGUGUUUGGAGAGUCAAGAACAAGAACCAGGUGACGGCACUAGCGAUAUUUGACAUCGAUGGAGAUGGAACGGCGGAAGUGGUCACAGGGUGGAGCAACGGUGCCAUCAUGGCUCGGAAGGCAUCAAACGGAGAGCUGGUGUACAAAGACACCAUGGCCUCGCCAAUAGCUGCCAUCGUUGUGGCGGAUUAUCGAAUGAGCGGAGCCGACGAGUUGCUCGUUGUCAGCACCAGCGGCGAGGUCCGUGGAUACAUUCCCACCGUCCCUUCGUCUUCGGGAGAUGGCUUAGAGCGGUUAUCGAGCAACACGCGGAUACAAAAGAGUCAGGCGGCACGAAACGAGCUGCAGGAACUGCAGCGGAAGAAGGCUACCCUUUCGUUGGAGCUCAUGAGCCUGGAGGACGCAUCAAGAAAUAGAAAACAGGGGAUCCGGGGCACCGGCGCCAUUCCACUCAACACAGAGAUUUCUGCAGAGUGGCACCCUAGCGACAACGGUGGGCCUCUAGAGCUCCACGUGUCGACCAACAACGACGCCGUCAUUAUCAGCAUUGUUGUCCUCGAUCCGGACGGACGGCUGUUCGACGGAGAGACCUUGGUGUCGAGCCCGGAGAUUCCCAGCUCGAAGGGAGUGCUAGUGGUUUCCUUCACGACCUCGGCGGGAAGACUUCAAGCGGCCAAGUUAACAAUCCAGGCGCACGUGGGGUCCCGGGGCUACCCAAACAACCUCUAUGCCUUCGAGCUGCAGAAGGAGCUGCCAAAGUUCGCCAUGUUCUCACAGGUCAAGGAUCCAGCGACUACCCCGAAACCCGACUCGUGUGUGAUGUUCAGCCUCUCGGAUCAGCACUGGCGGGUGGGGCAGUGGAUCGAGCGGAGUUUUCUCUGUGGGCACGAGGUCGCCGAGAACAGAGAAAUCAUGGAGGCGUUUUGGCUCCCGCCUGAGGCGGAGGGCGAAAGUCCCGGGACACUAUGGGUGCAGGCGAGACUGAAAGCGCGCGUGGAGGUUCGAAUACGCUGCGAUAGCAUGGAGCUGGCAGGCGAGGUGGUGCAGGACCUGGGCCGUUUCCUCGAGGUGACGGAGUUGGAGUCCACAGCACACUUCCCCGAUGAGAUGGAGGUUUUGAGGGACGUGAUGGAGGGUGUGGUCGACUACAAUAGCUUAAGGCAGCAGCUCACCGCCGACAUGGCCGACAGCUCUCAAAGGGUGAAAGCGUAUGUCGUGAGAGCCGAGGAUGCCCGAUUGCUGGGAGACAUGCCGUUGGUGCGAAAGAUGUAUGCCGAGCUGAACAACCUCAACAGGCGGCUGGUCGGCGAGUACGCCAAGCGGGCAAACAAUCACCACGCACUACUUGCAGCCCUGAAGGAGGUCAAACAAACCGUGCAGAAGGCAUCGAAUCUGCGAAUAGGCCAGGCGAAGACAAGAGUGGUAUCGGACUGCCGGGCCGCGAUCAAGGCAAACAACGCGGAUGGUCUGGUGCAGGUCAUCUCCGACGGGUUAGAUCCCCUCGGAGCAGGCAUCGUUCCGAGUACAACCGAUGGACAAGGCGGACAGAGUCGUCUCGUCCCAUCAGCGGGACGGGGCGAGAAGUAG